Trematosphaeria pertusa is the source of this 1261-nucleotide messenger RNA. RefSeq lists its product as uncharacterized. The transcript has a single exon. Bases 221 to 964 code for a protein of 247 amino acids. The record is from RefSeq and is a predicted model, not a curated record. Lineage: Eukaryota; Fungi; Ascomycota; Dothideomycetes; Pleosporales; Trematosphaeriaceae.
CUCGAACGCAGGCCUCAAGAAACUUCAAGUAUAUUCCCAUCACCACAGAGAAACCACUUUUUGGUAAAGCUCACAGCGCUAUAGCAUCCCCGUCAGAUAUAACAACAGGCUCGACUUCCGAGGAGUAUCAUAAUCCACGCCGAAUUGCUAUUCAUCAUCACCGGCACCGCGGUUCACCUAUUCCACGAACUCCGACAAGUAUACCGAACCUUCGAACAGCAUGAGCGGUUUCAAAAAUCCAGCAGAUUUGACCGCCUGCGCCUUCGGCUCCGAAUGCGACAGUAAGCCUGGGGGUCAGCCAGAGGGACCCGAAAUCUGCGGAUGGUGCAAGAACCUCAGCCCUUUCGUUCUCAGCUCGAAAGUGGCAAAGUAUCCCAAAACUUCCACACUGGUCGGCCUGGUAGACGCAUACAAACGGGAACUGGAACAAGAAUACAGGCGACAUAUCCAAGAGAGGACGGGAUUAUUCCCGUGCGUCACCAAAGACAUUGGCUACCUUCGACCUGCCGCGGAGGACCCUCGAGAUUUCAAUCCACAGAGCUACGGACCUUGCGGCCUCGUCCUUCACCGUGGCAGCCUGUGUCAACGCUGUAUUCAACGCGCAGUGCAAAUACCCUAUCCUCGCCGCAAUGAGCUCUUCGAUGGCGAUAUGUUGGGGUUUCCGUGCGUUUUCCGGGACAUGCGGUAUACGUCAGACAACCCGCCCAUCACGCCAGGUUGGCAGUUUCUGAAAGAAAAGGAUGGAACUCCGGUUGACGACUGGUUUCCUAAGGGUUCGUGCAAACGCGCUGGUCGAAAGGGUCGAUUGUGCUCGAAUUGCUAUGGGCGUCUGUGUGAGAGGUCGCGUUUCGGCCAGUAUUUUAAUAAGGAAACGGGCGAUUUGCGGGCUGAUUGGAGCAUUAAGACUGUGGGGAAAGAGAUAGGCAAGAAAACUCCAGGAUUCAACAUGUCUGCUGGGUUCUAACUUGGUUUGAGGGAAGAUUGGCACACCGGGGUUACAAAGUGAGCUUGCAUUAGAUGGUUGGAUCAGGAUUUCUUUUCUUUCGGCUUUUUCUAAUGACCUUGUAAUGUGUGGUGGAAUCGGGGUUUCUUUUCUUUCGGCUUUCUCUAAUGACCUUAUAUUGUAUGCUUAGAUCGGCAUUUCUUUUCUUUCAGCACUGUCUAGAUGCCACUCCUUAAUUAUACUUCUCUAGCCAGAACUUCUUCUCUCUAUUAUGCCUUCCUGCAUAUCAACAAGUCACAACGCCACAUUGCGUGAUGU